Frankliniella occidentalis (western flower thrips) is the source of this 1599-nucleotide messenger RNA. RefSeq lists its product as uncharacterized. The annotation marks the transcript as partial. NCBI's taxonomy places the organism in Eukaryota, Metazoa, Arthropoda, Insecta, Thysanoptera, Thripidae. The record is from RefSeq and is a predicted model, not a curated record. Gene Ontology annotation, molecular function: protein binding. The transcript is spliced from 2 exons.
GCUGCAGGCAGGCGGCCAGAAUAGGGCACAGAUCUUGGACACGGUGUAGAGUCUCUCCACCGUGAUCUUGGACUUGACUUUGGGAAAAGCCCGCUCGUGCAGGCACCGUACCUUGGUUCCCCGGACUCUACCGCCGCGCUGCGGCCUGCGGCUAUUAUGGGAAAUGCCCGCUCGUGACCAAGCCAAACCGGACCGAAGUGAAACUCGGUUCGGUUUCGGUCCAGUCGCCGCGCCACCUCAGACCAGGCAGGUUUAGAUCGUGAGUUGAGGUGUGAACCCCUGCGCAGCGCAGUGCUAGUCAAAGAACCUCGCAUCCGCGUGCCCCUCGCUGAGAACAUGGAUCACCUGCCCGACGACGCCCUGGUGGAGGUGAUGCAGUACCUGGACGUGCCGGACCUCUUGUCCUGCCGCCUCGUGUGCAAGAGGCUCGCGGCCUUGGCGCUGCACCGGGACGCGUGGCGGCAUCGGCAGCUCGCCUGCAGCGACCGCUGGAUGUGCGUGGCGCUGCGCCUGGCGCCGUGUCUGGACAAGGCGGAGCUGCAGCUGCCGCUGAGCGGCCGACUCAUGAUCGCCACCACCACCACCUGCGCCGUGGCCGAGCUGAAGCUGACGAUGGACUGCGCCGUGUUCGGCGCCAUGCAGGCAGCCGUUCUGACCCGCCAUCAGGCGUCGCUCGGGCGCCUCAAGCGCCUCUCGCUUGUCUUUUCCGAGGAGGAUACAUCCCUGUGCCCCACGCUGCUGUUCUGGAUGGUGGCGUCGACGAGUGGCCUAGAGAGUCUUGAGAUUCCGGUGUUCCCAUUCUACUUUGACCUUAGCACCGAGAGUAGGUAUCUUCCGGACAGACCCGUCUCCUCGCCGUCCUUGGAAAUUUUCCGGUGCGGUUUUCACCGGAAGUCGGCGUCCUUUGUGCACUUCAUCCUGGCCGAACACGCGGAUACCCUGAAGGAUGUUAGCAUUCCCACGCUGACUUCGCCCUCGGAUCCGUUAACGGCGUCCCUGCUCGCCAACAUUCCCAACCUCAGCCGGCUGAUGUGCCCCCUGAUCCCCGGGCUGGACGCCUUGGCUGAGCGCGUGAAGCAGUCCCUGUGCUGGGUGCACCUCUGCGUCUCCUCGCUCAUGCGACCCUUCGUCCCGGCGGCCGCAGACUUCUUGCGACGCGCCGAGGACCUGUGGGCGGUCACUCUGACAAUCGAUGAAGCCGGCGACGUCGCCCUGCAGCUAGUCGAGGCCAUGGUCUCGUCCGGCGAGUCUGAAGUGAGGGUGUUGAGCCUUCGGGGAUCCCACUGCAGAUCGCUAGCUGCACUGCAGCAGAUAGUCGAUAAGUUGACCUCGAUGCCGUACCUGCGGGUUCUGAAGCUGCAAGGUCCACGGGGCCCGGACAGCCCCCGCUGCGUCCACGCCUUACUGCACUGGGUCUCUCUCCAGAAACUCAUGAAUGAAAACCACCGAAUGCGGCUCUUCGCUCGCGAUGACCUGCCCAGGUACUGCCAAGGAGCGCCCUGCGAUAGCUGUAAGAAGACUUGCUGUACGGCGACAUGGCUGACAGAAUGUGCAGUGUUCAUGACUCGACUUAUAGAUGAUGAAGACGACUGUUGUAAU